This is a messenger RNA of Candidozyma haemuli, 981 nucleotides long. RefSeq lists its product as uncharacterized. The transcript is spliced from 2 exons. Gene Ontology annotation, molecular function: amino acid transmembrane transporter activity. Gene Ontology annotation, biological process: amino acid transmembrane transport. NCBI's taxonomy places the organism in Eukaryota, Fungi, Ascomycota, Pichiomycetes, Serinales, Metschnikowiaceae. Bases 1 to 981 code for a protein of 326 amino acids. Gene Ontology annotation, cellular component: vacuolar membrane. The record is from RefSeq and is a predicted model, not a curated record.
AUGUCUGAAUCAAAGAAGGGUCCAAGCGUGGUGGUUUCGCCACAACUUAGCCACACAAGCGAAGAUGAACUCCAUACUGGAGAGGAUAAUGUCUUUGUGGUUAAAGAAGAAGGACCAGACUUUCGUGGAGUUACGUGCUUUGGAGCAGCUGUCUUGAUAGCUAAGUCUCAGUUUGGCCUAGGAGUACUUGGGCUCCCACAAACCUUCCAUGCAUUAGGCUUUGUUCCUGGCCUUAUAAGUCUAAUAGUUCUUUGCAGUAUAAGUACAUGGACAGGAUAUGUUGUGGGAAAAUUCAGGAUUCGUCAUCCACAUGUCUAUAGUAUUGGCGAAGCUGCUGAAAUGAUGUUUGGCAGCGUGGGAAGAGAGUUUAUGGGUGGAGCUUAUUGGCUAUUCUAUGCUCUCUGCUACGGUGCCUCCGUUCUUACAUUGUCCAUAGCGUUCAAUACUUUAAGUGAACAUGCUAUUUGUACAACGGCUUGGGUAGGUAUUGGUGCCAUUAUAACCCUUAUACUCGGUACGGCAACAAGGACUAUGAAAGUCAUGUCGUGGUGUGGAUACCUUGCGAUUGCGUCUAAGAACUCUUUCGUUCAUUGGUCGACUUGGGUAUCUAUGAUGACCAUUGUAAUUGUAUUUGGGUUUGUCAUUGCAAGUGCAAUUCCUUUCUUUAAUAACCUUUUGGCACUUAUUGGCGCUUUGCUAGGAACCAGCUUUACUCUUAUUGUUCCUGGCUGUUUGGCGUUGUACGAAAUGAGUGGGUACGAGAAGAAGAAUGGUGACUCUACACUCAUGUGGAUAAGUAGCUGCAAAAACAGAUGGAAAGUAAGUCGGAAGAACUACAUCACCUUGUUUGUUGCAACCUUUGCAAUUGUUUUUGGAAGCUUUAUACUAGUAUCAGGAACCUAUGGUGCUGUGCAAUCCAUCAUGGAUGCUUAUGAGAACGGAACAGUUUCAAGGGCGUUUGAUUGUGCUGAUAACAGUUAG